GUUUCCGCAUCUUCGCCCAAUACCAUGGUGGCUCGAGGCGGUCUGUUUCUACAGCAGCCUGCCCAGACAUCCGACGCGGCUUCCCAGAGGUCCAGACCUCUUUCUGGGGACCAUUCCUGAUUUUGUCCACGUCGCGAGGAUGUCCAGGUGCGCUUCCGUCCGCAGUCCGGGAGGGCAGGCCUGCAUAUCGAUGGUGGCGGGGGCCCGCACGGCACUCUUGGUGCUCGGGGCGAUCGCCACGCUCGCCGCCGCGGACAGCGGCGCCUGCGGCUCCGACGAUGCCGGCUGCGCUGCCGAUGCCGCUGAGCUGAUGCCGGUGGAACUGCUGCAGUCCGAGCUGCACGUGGGCCGCGGCGUCCUGGCAGGGCACGGGCACGGGCACGAGGCGCAGCGCCCUGCUGCAGCCCACCACGUGGCGGCAGCGCCGAUGCCGCCGAGCGCCGACCACCCCACGUGGCGGCGGCGGCGCCAGACGAGGAGAGAGGCGCCCGGCGCGCGCGCGGCGGCGCCCCGCGGCGCAGGCCCCGCCGGCAGAGGCGGAUGCCGCGGCGGCGGCCGGUGGCGCCGCCAUCCUCGCAGAGGUGGCCUCGGAUUCGGGAACGACGUCGACGACGUACAACCCCACCGGCGUGACGGAGAAUGCGGCAGGCGACCUCACGGACUUCUGGGACAAUUUGAUUUCAUCGAAACGUCGCUUAUGUACAUCAUCUUGAUCGGGAUUAUUUUCGUGGGUUUCAGCAUUGCUCGCAGACGGUACCCGCUGGUAUACAGCAAGAACGUGACAAAAGGCUUUGCGCUGGGGGGCUCGCUUCCAGUUCCUCCUAACUCCUUCAGCGGUUGGGUGUCGACCUCGUAUUACGUCGAUUUGGAUAAGGUCAGCGACUCCGUGGGUCUGGAUCAAGCCAUGUUGCUCAGGUUCUGCGACUUGGGCAUGAACAUCAUGAAGUGGAUCGGCGUGCCCAUGAUUUGUAUCGGGGGCACUUGUAAUCUACUCUUUGGGGGAAAUGCGGCAGAUGGAGACAACAUGAGCUUAUUGUCUUUUGGCAACGUUGAGUAUGGGAGUUGGCUCUACUACCCCUACUCGGUUGUUGUCUGGAUGGUUUGUGUACUAGUUCACAAGAAGAUCUGCGCCGCGCAAGCAGACUUUUUACAUCUUCGCUUCAAGUGGCUUCGCGAGAUGGACAGGGUGCGGGCCAACACGAUCCUUGUGGACGGCAUCCCCGAGCAGUACCAGAGAGACGACCUGCUCUACGAUUUCUUUGACCGCAUGUUUCCUGGACAGAGCAUCCUGGACGCGCACUGUGUGAAGGACUCGGGGGAUCUGCUCACUCACUGGAAUCGCCGCAUCGAGCUCAGGCGUCUGCUCCGGGAGGCCGAGGCGAUAUGGGAGUUGAGCGGGAAGGACCCGGAGAAGCGUCCACAGCAUUCGACUAGCAGCGUCAGCAUCUACGGCACCAAAGUGGACAGCAUCGAUUCGUACCAGAAGGAGCUCGUCGAGAUCGAGGGGCAAAUCAAGGCCGAGCGCGAGAAGUUGGAGGAGGACAGCAAAACAGUUGGAGGUGUUAAUCUCUCGACGGGCUUCGUCACCUUCGCCGAGCGCAGCUGCGCGGAAGUUGCUCUGGCAGUGAAUGUCGACGAAGAUUUGAGCGAUUGGAUCAUCGAGAACCCGCCGUCGCCUGCUGACAUCCUGUGGGUCGAUUUGAAGCAGGAUCCUAAUGCGCGGUUCGGGCGCGAGCUCACCGGUUUCAUGCUCGUUGUAGGGCUCUACAUGGCCUACUUACCGAUCGUGGUCGUCAUUACGAAUCUUGCGGAACUCGUUGACAUGGGUUCGCUCGAUACUUUGUGGAGCGUAGUGGCUCCCACUAUGGGCCUUCAGGUCAUGGUUGCUUUCCUUCCCACGUUUCUCAUGAUCAUUUUUGAAAACUUCUUCACCCUCAAGGCGGGGGCAUGGGCGCAGCACAAGGUACAGACCUGGUACUUUUGGUUCAACGUGGUCUUCGUGAUCAUGAUCGCGGCGGUCGGCACCGACUUCUUCGAGUUCGCGGACGCCCUGCUCACAUCGCCCUUCUCGGUCUUCUCGUUGCUGGGCGACACGUUGCCGUACGCUACGCACUACUACUGCAACUAUAUUGUGUUGCAAUGGUUCGUGCAUUUCAUGAACCUCACGCGGUACGUCCAGUAUUCGAAGUUCAAGGGCUUCAGCGCCCUCUAUUCGGAGGAGGAGGCAGCCAAGAUGUGUGAGCCUGAGGACCAGCACUAUUACGGCAUAGGUUCCCGCUCCGCCCGCUUCACCACGAUGAUGUGCAUCGGCCUCGUCUACGGCACAAUGUCUCCACCCAUCAACCUUCUGACGUGGGUCAAUUUCUUUGUCUGCCGUGUUGUCUACGGGUACACGAUGGUCUUUGCCGAGACCAAGAAGACCGACCUCGGAGGCGUAUUUUGGGCAACGCAGCUCGCGCACAUCUACGUCGGACUGAUGAUAUACGUCGUGUGCAUGACGGGCGUGUUUUACUGCCGUGUCAGCCCCGAGACCGACGGUGACGAGACCGUAGGGUCCAUCACGGCGCCCGUGGUCAUCUCGGCCCUCGCUAUCCCCUACGUGAUCUGGGCAAGGCGCAAGUUCCUGGAGACGACCCAACCUACAACUGGGAGCGCCUGCCAUUCAGCGAGGUGUUCCAGAAGCAGGACGAGGCCUCGAAGAAGAGGCACGUCGGCGGGAACUACGUGCAGCCAGAGUGUCUCCCAGAUGACCUGGAGGGCGCGGACGUGUUCGGUUCCUUGGGCCUGGCGGCCCAGAAGGCCGCUCUCAUGUCCGGGCUGCAGGGCUCCACGGCCGCCUCGCAGGCCCUCGGCGGUUCGCUGCUGUCGGGCGGCCGCGGCGCGGCGGGCGCGCUGCUCGGGCGGGGCUCCGCCAGCACCAGGUGAUGCCCGUGCGCGCGGCCGCGCGGCGCCAGGGGCAUGCGAGGAGUUGUUCUUCCAGGGCAACGACCCCCAGAUCUCAGGUCCUGGCGGCGCAGCAAAGCUGGCGAUGGCCAGCUUGACAUUUGUGUUCGGCCUCUGGGCGCCGUUGCCUGCUCCCGAGGAGCCAUCAAACAACUAUAUACGCAGGGAGAGACCCCCAUGUCGAAGAUAAUCAGCUACUUAAGCAGUGGCUUUUUGAGGUCCGCGCACAUCUCUGGGGUCCUCGCUGGACCCCACCUUGCGGCGCCUCCGAAAGUUGGUUUGUGCGCCAGACGGCAGUUGACAGGUUUUCUGCCCCCUUGGCGGGGCCUGAUAAUAUCCGUACCCAUUUCUUCGCUGGUCUUUCGGACAUGGGUUCCACAAGUCGACAUUCCAACAUCGGUCAGAAGGCCGCCACCCGCAUUUUUGCCCAUGUCUGUCGCCACAAGAGGCAGUGUUCGCGGCCUGCGUGUUUUUGAGAGCUGCCUGUCCCUGUCAGGCCUCCUCGCAAGUGUGCCGCGUCGCCUGGUCAAAUUGCAGGCUCGUGCCCUCUCAUUAGGAGGAGGAAUGUUGAUGAUUAUUUGCCGCACGGCUGCCAGGGAGUGGACCGUUAUCGAGCGUGCACUGCAGCGCGUCCUGGAUGCGACUGCUCCUGCCGCUGUCCUUGCCUCGACCUGCCUGGCCGCGUUGGGGCACUGGGCAGAGUCUCUGCGGCGCGCAGGAGAUUGGCAGGGCGAGGAGGUCCGCCCUGUUAGGAGGUCGGGGGUCAGACGCCCUCCUGCCUGCCUGCCGAGAAGCCUUCGAAAUGUACCGCGUCUAAGGAGCCAACCGCCUUCCAAGAAGGCCACCACUCGCCCCGCCUCGCUGGCGCCGCCAACAGAGUUAACCCGCUUGGUUGUUUUUCUCGCAGCGAUGUCGCGUUCAUGGAGCA
Prorocentrum cordatum is the source of this 3871-nucleotide messenger RNA. NCBI's taxonomy places the organism in Eukaryota, Dinophyceae, Prorocentrales, Prorocentraceae. The record is from the annotation of a GenBank genome assembly.